Messenger RNA from Ahaetulla prasina, 6737 nucleotides. It is a transcript of the gene ZMIZ1, whose product is annotated as zinc finger MIZ-type containing 1. The record is from RefSeq and is a predicted model, not a curated record. Lineage: Eukaryota; Metazoa; Chordata; Lepidosauria; Squamata; Colubridae. The transcript is spliced from 25 exons. Gene Ontology annotation, biological process: protein sumoylation; regulation of transcription by RNA polymerase II. Bases 908 to 4096 code for a protein of 1062 amino acids. Gene Ontology annotation, molecular function: zinc ion binding; SUMO ligase activity.
UCUCUCCGCGAGUUGAUUCACUUUUAUUCUUUCUACUAACGCGGUGCUCUUUUUUUUUUUUACCCCCUCUUCCUCCCCCUUUUUUGGCUGGGUUGAAGGUUUGAGGGGGGGGGUUGGUGGUGGUUGUUUUUUUUAAUAUAAAAAUCCUGUUUGUUUUUAUUUUAUAUAUUUUUUUAUUAUUAUUUUCCUCUCUUCGCCGCCGCCCCCCUCGCACCUCUCCCCCGGAAAAAGCAAGGGAAUAAGCGCGAUUGAGAAGACAGACAGACACAGAGAGAGCGAGAGGAGAGAGAGAAAGACACACACACACACAAAACUUCACCUUCCCCCGAGCCGCCGGACCGCGACCUGCAAUCCGCAGGGCGAGGGGGGAAAAUAAAGAAGAGGGAGGGAGGCUGGUGGAAAACGACAGUAUUGGAGGGUUUUUCUUUUUUUUUUUUUUGUCCCCCAUUUCUUUUCCAUGCCGCUUCUCCUUUUGGCCUUUUGGAUGCUUCCUUUGCUUCCCGCCGGCUUCCCUAUGCGUUUUGCCCGCCGGCCGCCCCAGCUGCUCGGCUUCUCCAGCGCCGAACCCUAGAAACGACCUUGAUGACUGCCGGAACUGCUCUGGGCUCCCACCUCCUCCUCCUCUUCAUCUCUCUGUUUGUUAAGAGCUCCUGCGUGUUAAUUGACGUUAGCCUCUUCCAAGAGUUAAAAGAAAGCAUCUGAAGAUCACAUUUACCUUUGUUAGCAACAAGCAAGUGGGAGCGAUAAAUCAAACCAGCAAUUUUACUCCUAAAUGGAAAAUAGACCCUGUUAUGUGAAGUCUGAGAAGGUGUAGGUGGUACAGCUCCCGGAGAGGAGAUGCUUAUGGAACACUCAGCUUGAGGGAUUUUAAUGGCUUUCAGGUAGAACUGAAGUGGAGACAAUCGCAAUGAAUUCUAUGGACAGACACAUACAGCAAACUAAUGACCGACUGCAGUGUAUAAAACAGCAUUUACAAAAUCCUGCCAAUUUCCACAAUGCAGCUACUGAACUUCUGGACUGGUGUGGCGAUCCAAGAGCUUUCCAAAGGCCCUUCGAACAGAGUCUUAUGGGCUGUUUGACGGUUGUUAGCAGAGUGGCAGCACAACAAGGCUUUGAUCUGGACCUUGGAUAUCGGUUACUAGCUGUUUGCGCAGCCAACAGGGACAAGUUCACACCAAAAUCAGCUGCGCUGCUUUCAUCGUGGUGUGAAGAACUCGGACGACUCUUGUUGCUACGUCACCAGAAAAGCCGGCAAAACGACCCUCCGGGGAAGCUGUCCAUGCAAGCACCCAUGAACUCCAUGAAACCUUCCCUUUCACAUAGGUGCAUAUGUGACGGCUGCCACCUUGACAGACCCCAGAGAUUGAAACGGGGACCUCCAGAGCUGAAAGCUGAUGGAUCGUUUCCUUACGACUCUGUUCCUUGGCAACAAAACAGUAACCAACCACCAGGGUCCCUAUCGGUGGUCACGACAGUAUGGGGUGUGACUAACACAUCACAGAGCCAGGUGCUGGGAAAUCCCAUGGCUAACGCUAACACAGCUAUGAACCCAGCAGGCAACCCCAUGGCUUCUGGGAUGACAGCCAGCAAUCCUGGCAUGAAUUCCCCUCAGUUUGCAGGACAGCAGCAGCCCUUCUCGGCCAAGGCCAGCUCCAAUCAGUCCUACAUUCAACAAAGCAUGUACGGACGGCCCAACUAUCCCGGCAGUGGAGGCUUUGCGGGAAGCUAUCCAGGAGGUCCUAAUAAUCCUGCGGGAAUGGGGAUGCCGCCACACACCCGACCCCCUGCCGAUUUCACUCAACCAGCUGCUGCUGCCGCAGCUGCGGCUGUCGCCGCCGCUGCCGCCACUGCCACAGCUACAGCUACCGCAACUGUUGCAGCGCUGCAGGAAACCCAAAACAAAGACAUGAAUCAAUACGGACCGGUUUGUUCCUCUUUCCAGAUGGGUCCGGCACAGCCUUACAACAGCCAGUUCAUCAACCAGCCUGGCCCUCGCGGUCCCGCUUCCAUGCCAGCCAACCUGAACCCGGCAUCCAUGGGGGCAAACAUGACGCCUUCCAAUAUGAGCGGGCCACCCAUGGGCAUGAGCCAGGCCAGACCUCCAGGAAUGAGCCCUUUCAGCCACGGGCAGAGGAUGCCGCAGCAAGCUUACCCUGGUCCACGUCCCCAGUCGUUACCCAUGCAAGGCAUGAAGAGAACAUAUCCUGGAGAGCCAAAUUACGGAAACCAGCAGUACGGACCAAAUAACCAGUUUCCAUCCCAGCCUGGCCAGUAUCCUGCUCCCAAUGCUCCAAGACCCCUUACGUCGCCCAACUACCCAGCACAGAGAAUGCCAAACCAGCAAAGCACGGGGCAGUAUCCCACCCCAGCCGUUAACAUGGGGCAAUAUUACAAGCCAUCCAGGCCUCUUCCUGUAGCAAAUUACCCUCACUCACCUGUUCCAGGAAAUCCUACACCACCUAUGACUCCCGGCAACAAUAUGCCACCCUACCUGUCUCCUAAUCAAGAUGUCAAGCCACCUUUCCCGCCAGACAUUAAGCCAAAUAUCAAUGCUCUACCACCACCUCCAACCAGCCAUAAUGACGAGCUGCGCCUGACGUUCCCCGUGCGAGAUGGGGUCGUCUUAGAGCCCUUCCGGUUGGAGCACAACCUGGCGGUCAGCAAUCACGUCUUUCACCUGCGGCCGACCGUCCAUCAGACCCUCAUGUGGAGAUCAGACUUGGAGUUACAAUUCAAGUGUUACCACCAUGAAGACCGGCAAAUGAACACUAACUGGCCAGCAUCAGUCCAGGUCAGUGUCAACGCAACUCCACUCACCAUUGAACGGGGCGACAAUAAGACAUCGCAUAAACCUCUGCACCUCAAGCACGUCUGCCAGCCAGGAAGAAAUACAAUUCAGAUCACGGUCACGGCAUGCUGUUGUUCCCAUUUGUUCGUUCUGCAGUUAGUACACCGCCCUUCAGUCCGUUCUGUUCUUCAGGGCCUCUUAAAGAAACGCCUGCUUCCAGCCGAACAUUGUAUCACCAAAAUCAAGAGAAAUUUUAGCAGCGUAGCCGCCUCUUCGGGCAAUGCUCCCCUCAACGGAGAAGACGGUGUGGAGCAGACAGCCAUCAAAGUCUCUCUCAAAUGUCCCAUCACAUUCCGACGGAUCCAGCUUCCAGCAAGAGGCCACGAUUGCAAGCACGUACAGUGUUUUGAUCUGGAAUCCUACCUCCAGCUGAACUGUGAACGAGGCACCUGGAGAUGCCCCGUAUGCAAUAAAACAGCUCUGCUGGAAGGCCUGGAGGUGGAUCAAUACAUGUGGGGCAUUUUGAACGCUAUACAAAACUCUGAGUUUGAAGAAGUCACAAUUGACCCAACAUGCAGCUGGAGACCUGUCCCAAUCAAGUCAGACAUUCACAUCAAGGAUGAUCCAGAUGGUAUUCCUUCCAAAAGGUUCAAAACCAUGAGUCCCAGCCAGAUGAUCAUGCCUAACGUGAUGGAGAUGAUUGCUGCCCUGGGUCCGGGUCCAUCUCCCUACCCGUCAAUCCCACCACCUCCCGGAGGAACCAACUCCAAUGAAUACAGUAGCCAAGGUAACAGUUACCAAGGCCACAGCAAUUUCGAUUUUCCCCACGGGAAUCCCGGUGGGACAUCUAUGAACGACUUCAUGCAUGCUCCCCAGUUGUCACACCCACCGGAUAUGACCAGCAACAUGGCAGCGCUGGAUAAACCCUUAAGUCAUCCCAUGCAGGAACCUAUCCCUCAUCCUGGCAACACUGAUCAAUCCCAUAGCUCCAUGCCUCAAGGUUUGCACGUCUCUCAUCCCAGCAGCCAGUCAGGGCAGCCAUUACAUCACGGUGGGCCCCCGACUCAGACAUCCCGGCAGCCGACCCAGGCCGCUUCUAGCAACCAUCCUCACACCGAUCUGGCUUUUAACCCCUCGACAGCUUUAGAAGCUCAACCUGGUGGGCAGGGGACAUCUGACAUGCCGGAACCUUCGCUGGAUCUACUUCCUGAGCUCACAAACCCCGAUGAGUUACUUUCCUACUUGGAUCCUCCUGACUUACCAAGCAAUAGCAACGAUGACCUUCUCUCUCUUUUUGAGAACAACUGAAGCCUUCUGCAUUUCACUCCCAACCCACCUUCCUCCCGUUUGACACAUCCGUAGCUUCACAACGAGGAAUCUCGAGUAACUCUUUCCCACGAGGUCAAGCUCACCGCUCGAGCGUUACAGCAGCACACACUCCUUCCCGUCUUCACCUCGGACCUGCUUGAGUCCCAAGUUUGGGCUGUGGCGGUGGAGAGAAGCAAGAGGACAAUCUGGGGGUUGACCUCUUAGACUGCCUGGCCACAUCCCAGACCGUUUGUACAGCUGUGGAAAAAACCUCACACUCUUCGGGCUGAUUCUGCAGACCGAAAGAGUGGAUGACUUUUUGGGAUAUCUAGCAAGGAACAUCCCAGCCACUCUCAGCAAGGAAAGAAAGCAAAGAGCAACAGGUCCAUCCUUGACCAGUUUCAGAGUGUCUUUCCAACCGUUGUUCUUCCAUCCAUGCGUUUCCUUCCUUUGGCUGUAAUGUCUGUUCCACUCGGUCCUCUCCAAGUUAUGCAGAUUCCAGUCUAUCUGUCGGACGAAAUAAGGACAACCGUUGGGCAGCACAGUUCAGACUCGGAACUCGAAAAAUACCAAAAAGCACAAAGAAAUCAGUCAUGUCACAAGUAGGGUACACAUACAACACAUGUCAGAAGGAGACAUCAGACAGUGGGGCUUUUUCCCCCACCCCAUGGUCCUGUGAAAUCUCCAGAUUGUGGCAAGCAUGGGGUUUUUUUCCUAGUCAAUUGUAGCAUCUUUGAUUUGAUUUAAUCACUCUUCUGGGCAGAACAACUCUUUCCCUUUACACAACGUGUUGUGGUCCGAUGUCUCGUGUUUUGUUUUGUUUUCCCGAAAAAUGCUUUUUCUCCAUUGAUUGUCUUUUUGGGGUAUUAGAACGGCCAGUCCCUGAAAUUUUUAAAAAAAAAAAAAAGGAAAAGGAAAGAAAAAUGGGGAAAAGGCGAAAACCUUUUUUUUUUUUUUGCAUAGGAAAUAAGAAAACCCUGCAAAACAUUAGCCGUGAGAACGUUCUCUUUUCUUUACUCGGGCAGAUAAAAAAUUCCUCAGUUUCUACCGAAAACAGGAAAGGGGAAGGGACAAGAAAUAAAGGCCACCUAGCAAAAUGAGGGAAAAAGUUCAAAGUCAAGAUGGCCGCCACAACCAGGUGAUCAAAACUCUACUCCCUUUUUAACCUGCAGGGCGCAGAAUGGGACAACUCACCACAGCCAACCCUACAAGACGAAUCGUUGUAGGAUCAUGCAAUAAUUCAAUUGAAGUAUUUAAAAUAAUUUUUAGAAACAUUUUUAAUUUUUGUCAUUCCCCUUUCAUGUUAUUCCCUCCUUGGGCAUCUUUUCUUUUAACGAUUCUAUUCCACCGUUUCUUUGAUAUUCGUGUAACUCUUGUCCCGUGGCGAAUUUGUCCCACAGUGAGUUGGCCACACUGAGUUGUCCUAGGCCAGGGGCCUGCAAACUUGGCUCUUUUAAGACUUGUGGACUUCCACUUUGCUGGCUGAGGAACUCUGGGAGUUGAAGUCCACAAGUCUUAAAAGAGCCAAGUUUGCAGACCCCUGGCCUAGGCCCUACAGGGCGGAGGCGAUGUAAGUUAAAAAAAAGAAAAGAAAAAAGUGGUAGGUUUCCAUCACAUCACAGCUAAAAUCUUGACUGUUUUGUCUGACCAGAUGUCCCUGUCCACUUAAUCCAAACCAAGGAUUUGAGGAAUUGAAACAGGCUUUUAUAUUCAGAAAAACACCAAAUAACCCUAAGUACUUGUCUUGGGUUUUCCAGGCUGUGUUGUCAUUCACCAUCUUGUGGGUUAUGAUUUUACCUGACAGCACCUCUCCCUCUUCUCUUUUCUUUCUUUCUUUCUUUCUUUCCUUCUUUCUUUCUUUCCUUCUUUCUUUCUUUCCUUCUUUUCUUCCUUCCUUCCUUUCUUUCUUUCUUCAUUUUUUUUUAAAAUGUAGAUUUCCAAGGAUAUUGGGCAUGGGGAAAAAUGAAGUCAUUCUGGUGCAAUUUUCCUGCCCAUUCCAAUGCUGAAUGCUUCACUGGUAUUUGCGAUUCUCCCUCAGUUGCUUCCUUCCUGCAUGAGAUUCCGGUCAACUUCUUAGGCCACUGUUGUGCUGUCGUCCUCUUUUUACAAAUUAUGUACAGUAAACGAUGUAUUUUAAAAAGUCCAUGUGUGCCAAUUCUGCUCUGACGCAGGCCAACAUUUCAACAUCUGCUUUCUGUGUACACAUAUUGCCUGCCUGCCUGCCUUCCUUCCUUCCUUCCUUCCUUCCUUCCUUCCUAUCUUUCUUUCUUCCUUCUCCUUCUUUCUUAUAACUCAUUUGUCACUUCCUCUCCUUUCCUUUGCCAUAGGCUAAAUAAAUAAAUCUCUUUUUCCUUCUUUCCUCUCUCUAAUUCCUUCCUUCCUCUCCUCUCUCUGAUUACUUCCUUCCCUCCCUCCCUCUCUCCUUCCUUCCUUCCUUCCUUCCUUCCUUCCUUCCUUCCUCCCUCAAUCUCCUACAUCCCUUCCUCUUUCUCCUUUCCCUUGCCAUAGGCUAAAUAAAUAAAUCUUCUUUCCUUUCCUUCCUUCCUUCCUUCCUUCCUUCCUUCCUUCCUUCCUUCCUUCCUUCCUUCCUUCCUUCCUUCUCCUCUCUCUAACUCCUCCCCCCUCCCUCCCUUCCUUCCAU